Lingula anatina is the source of this 2972-nucleotide messenger RNA. Its product is annotated as dynein axonemal heavy chain 6. Lineage: Eukaryota; Metazoa; Brachiopoda; Lingulata; Lingulida; Lingulidae. The record is from RefSeq and is a predicted model, not a curated record. Gene Ontology annotation, cellular component: dynein complex. Gene Ontology annotation, biological process: microtubule-based movement. Gene Ontology annotation, molecular function: dynein intermediate chain binding; minus-end-directed microtubule motor activity; dynein light intermediate chain binding.
AUAAACCAAUAUGGCGGAUGUCACAAUUUUUGUCAAGUUCUUAAAAAUGUGAAAUAGAAAUUCAGAAAUAAAAAAUGGAUACACCAAAUGCUGCAUUUAGCUCCAGAAUGAAUGGCCAAAUGAAUGGCCAAGUUAAUGGCCACAGUGGACAGUUAAAUGGCCAAAGAGCAAAUGGGGCGCUACCGAGUGUGGAUCAAGAAAAACUGAAGGCAAGACUGUACUCAUUUGCACCAAAACAAGCACCUAUCAAUACAAGGGCUCUGAGAUUCAACAGGCCUACAAAUGCCCAGUUAAGGAAAGAAAACACACCUGUUGCUGCAAAGUUGGAACCUUUGCCUAGUCUUCAAAAAUAUCAAAUGGUGAAUCAGCCAGAAUUUAUCCAUAUGAAGGCUAAGGAAAAGAUGGAAGCUCAAGGGUUUUUCAAAAAAGAAGAACCACAGGCCAAGAAAAUGAAACGUGCCAGUUCAGUGGAACCAAUGGAUAGGCCAGCUUCAGCAUCACCACUGCCAGAACUACCAGAGGAGUUUAAACAGAAACAGGAGUCAAUGAGUGCUGCUAGCAGACAGAUUUCCCCAGUGCCACCCAAAGAACCAAAACCACCUUCUCCCAAAGGAAGACAUGUCCGUGCUUCUACUGUACCAGGACCCUCCAUUACCGCUAAAGGCACAACUCAUCUGGAGGGCAUUAAAGAUCCUUUACAGAUGAUUCAGCUUGUGAGAGAGAACCCUAAGAUUGGGUUCUUGUAUCUUAGUCCUGCAGUGCCAAAAUCUUCUGUGGACUAUCAUUACUUCAACUUGAAAGUUGUAAGCCAUGAGAACAUCAACAAAGAUGAUUACUGCACCAUAAGUAUCAAGGGAGUCACUAGAAUGCGUGACGAUGAUGAAACUGAGCAUGUACCACUGGACAGAUGGGAACAGGAGUACAGAUAUUUCCGCAAACUGAUAAAGAUCAGUGUUUUUGCCAAAUUCCGCAAGUGGAAAGCAUUCAGUGUAUGGAGAAAGAAUGUGCGAACCAAAAAGCUCUCAGACUGCAAGAAAGCACUGAAUGAAAAUCUCUUCAUAGUAAACCCAUCUCUGUGCCCUGCCCUCCUGAAUGUCCGAGAGAUGUGCUACAGGAUCAGUGACAUGGGCUUGUGUAAAGUGGAAAAGGGACAUACAUACAGUCUACAUGAGUUCAGAGAGGCUCAGUUUGCUCAGUUGAAUGAGGUUGCUGACCGGUUGGCAGAGUUUAGAGAGCUGGUGAAGGAAGUGGUCAGAAGUGCUUGCAGGACAGCUUUGCUGGAGGCAGGCUUUACACCAGAUGAUUACUUCUAUGAUGGCUCAGAGAGUCCUGGACUGGGUGAUGCCCCAGGCACAGCUUCCAGCUUUCAGAUGCAGAGUAACUAUGACAUGGAUAUCUAUGGUGAGGCUCCAGACAAGAUGACAUACACUGAGCAGGCUAACAAGAGGUCCCACUGCAAGCGCUUGACCUGCUUCAUUCGCUUGGCAGACUACCUUAUUGUAAACACCAUGCAUGUGUUAGCAGUGAACUCGGUGUCUACCAUGCUGAACUACCUGACAGAACAAUUACAGAAUACCCCUGCCUUGGCCCAGAUACAGAGCAUUGUGGAUGAGAUUGAGAGCAAGAGUAAAGUGAAGAAAGGAGAUGAGGAUGAAGACGAUGAAGAUGUUAAAGCCAAGGAGAAAGCUAAAGAGGAGGAAGCUAAGGCCAAAGCAGCAGCUGCAGCAGAUGAUGAAGAGGAGGCCAACAAGCUCCCUCCACUGUUCAUCACUGAGUUCAUUUUGGAGCCAAAUCAGCUGAACUUCACCCCAGAUGAAGACGAGUUCCAGGAAGGCAUUGCCGAGGUCAUCAAGAAGUUCCAGGAUGCUGUGCUCAGUGUCAUGAACCUAGUGCCUGAUACUUACUUUGAUGCUUUUACACGGCCCAUAAUUAAUGGCAAGUUUGAGGAGAAGUCAUGUGGAGAGGGUCCCAGCCUCAUCAGCAUGUUUGAAGAUGACAAGCAUCUGCAGAGUAUUAUACAGAAUAUUAGGGAGGCCUUAACAGCAGCCUUCAAUGCUGCCCACCAGUAUGCAGACUGCUUUGAACCUCACAGAGAGUUCUACAAGGUGAAUGAGAGCACUGACCUAGAGGCAGUCAGGCAGGCUGAGCAUGAUGUGGCCUUCUUUGCUGAGACAUUGGAGCGCUACCACAAACAGCACCUGAUGGCAGAGGCCAUUCCUGUGAAGAGACCCAUUGGCAUGUUGUUGGUAGAUGCCAUCCAGAUGAAGGACCUGCUCAUCCCAUCACCACUCAGAUGUCUGGAUGUGAUCAAUGACCUACUGCCUGUUCUGGCCAGGAGUGAAGUGGACAGGCUGAUAGCUGAGCUCCAGGAUGCUCAGUUCAAGCUUGAAAUGGCACCAACCAGCACCAUAGAAUAUGUGGACAGUCUCAACUUCCUGGAUGAAAUACAGGAGAGGAUUGAUCCCUUGGAGAAAGAAGCCUUCAUAGUGAAGGAAAUGUAUGAACUGAUAGACAUGUUUAAAGUGCCCACUCCUCCAGAGGACUUUGCUGUGUAUCAAACUCUCAAUCCCUCCGUGACCAAUGUUAGGAAUGCUAUAGACAAGUCCCUAGCAGAAAGAGAUGCCAAUGUGGACAAGUUCUGCACUCACCUGGACAAGGACAUAGCUGAGCUGGCCAAGGAGGUGAAAGAAGUAAAGCAGGAGGCACAGAAUCCAGAAAUUUUGGAUCCAAGAGCUGAUCAAACAAAGAUCAACAACUUGCUGAAGAAGAUGUCUGUACGUUUGGAAGACUUACAGAAGAGAGCUUUCACAUACAAGUCAUAUCAGAAGAACUUUAAGGUGGGGGCAUAUCUACGUAGUGUUUUUCUUUUUGAUGUAGGGGAGGUUUUAUUGAGGAAACUUCUGCAGUUGACUUUUCAUGACAUUGAUCAGAUGGAUGUUAUCUGCUCCAAAAGAGAAAAACACUGCAUGUAG